Messenger RNA from Nothoprocta perdicaria, 1684 nucleotides. RefSeq names its product nudix hydrolase 9 (gene NUDT9). The transcript is spliced from 8 exons. NCBI's taxonomy places the organism in Eukaryota, Metazoa, Chordata, Aves, Tinamiformes, Tinamidae. Bases 1 to 1077 code for a protein of 358 amino acids. Gene Ontology annotation, molecular function: ADP-ribose diphosphatase activity. The record is from RefSeq and is a predicted model, not a curated record. Gene Ontology annotation, cellular component: mitochondrion.
AUGCGGCUGCUCGGCGCGGCCGUGCGCGCCGUGACGGGGGCGCGUUUCGCUCGGGCCGUCGCCGUGGUCUCCUGCGCGGUCACGCUCUCCUCGCUGGGCGCCCGCUGCGGCCCCGGGCUCCGCCCGGCCCUCAGUAACUUAUCUGCGGCCCAUUGGUCCCACCUUCAACCACUUAAAAUGUCAAGCAGUUGUGCUGUCGAUAAGUUCUACCACAGCAAAGCUCUCACCUCCCCGUAUCCAGGAUCGAACGUUGAGCGUAGCCGAGUUCCUCGGGAUAAGGUGGGCUGGUUGACUGAAUGGAGGGAUUAUAACCCUGUGGAAUACACGUCAGUCGCGGUCUUGGCUGGACCCAGCUGGGCAGAUCCCCAACUCAGUGAUAAAAAUUUUUCUCCCCAGUUUAAUGAGCGAGAUGGAGAAGUGGAGAGGAAGAGCCUGAAUGGCCUGUACGUGGUUGAAAAUGGGAGGCCCCGAAAUCCUGCAGGAAGGACUGGCCUCGCAGGCAGAGGAUUGUUAGGGCGCUGGGGACCAAAUCAUGCUGCUGAUCCUAUUGUAACUAGGUGGAAGAGGGAUAGCAGUGGCAAUAAAAUAGCUCAUCCAGUUACUGGCAAAAACAUCCUGCAGUUUGUAGCUAUCAAGAGGAGAGAUUGUGGGGAAUGGGCCAUUCCAGGGGGAAUGGUAGAUCCAGGAGAGAAGAUUACUGCUACGCUUAAGCGAGAGUUUGGAGAAGAGGCCCUGAAUUCCUUACAGAAAUCACCUGAAGAAAAAGAAGAGUUGGAAAAACAACUACAGCGACUGUUCAGCCAGGAAGCCUUUGUGGUGUACAGGGGAUACGUGGAUGACCCUCGGAAUACUGAUAAUGCUUGGAUGGAGACAGAAGCUGUGAACUAUCAUGAUGAAUCUGGUGAGACAAUGGAUAAUUUGCCCCUGGAAGCAGGUGAUGAUGCCGGGCAAGUCAAGUGGGUUGACAUCAGUGAAAAGCUCAAGCUGUAUGCGAAUCACAGCCACUUCAUAAAGCUCGUGACUGAGAAGCGGGGAGCCCACUGGAGUGAAGAUCCUGGUUCCGAGUGCCGUGACUAAUGCUUCUGCAAUCCAAGUAUUGAACUCUUGAGACAAAUAGCAUUAUUAUUAUUUUUAUUAUUAUUAUUUAGUCUUCAAGCCAGCAUGUCUUCAUCCCGUUUGAUGCUCAAAUCAACUAGCAAAAUCUCUUCAGGCACUCAAGAGGCAGUGCUGCAAGUGAUUUUGUGUUUGUGGGAAGAUGUGUAUGCUGUGCAGCUGUGGGCUCAUGUUCCAGAUUAAGAUCUGGCAGAACUUAUGACUGAAGUGAGACAUGAUCUAAUGGAAAUUUGCAGAAGUGAAGUCUCUUGAUUUGAUUUGGAACCAGAAUGAAAUGAGGCCCGUGUUGACCUGCGUUGAACUAAACAGUGUUUGGAUUCUUACUUCUUCUGGUUUGAAGGCCAGCCACUCCAGCUCUCUCUCUCUACAUGGAUUGCUUGUCAGGAACAUGAAUUAUUGAGGGAUGUGAGGCUUCUAGGAAGAUCAUUUUGGUGUCUGCUUGGAUUUAAGUGUCACAUAAGUGCUGCUUCUUGUGAUUGGUUACAUGAGACCUGAGUGUUUUUCUAAUUACUGAGAUUAUUUUUCACAUAUCAUUGUGUUCCAGUCUAUAGUUUAAAUGGUCUUCAUUAUC